Aspergillus sclerotioniger CBS 115572 is the source of this 1698-nucleotide messenger RNA. RefSeq lists its product as uncharacterized. Lineage: Eukaryota; Fungi; Ascomycota; Eurotiomycetes; Eurotiales; Aspergillaceae. The record is from RefSeq and is a predicted model, not a curated record. The transcript is spliced from 11 exons. The coding region runs from base 1 to 1698 and encodes 565 amino acids.
AUGGGCUCACCUGAGUCCCCUCUAUCCUUCCUAAGCUCUCGAUUUGUCUAUGAAUUGCAACGAGCAUCACCCACGGUCGUCAUGGCGUUUCUUCAGCCCUCGAUUGUGGACAUCCUGACGCUCUCUAAGAUGGCCUUCGACAUUGCGCAGGCCUUCACAUCCGGGCGGAAGGCCGCACCAGCCGAAUUCCAUGAAGUCCAGAACCAGCUUUACUCCCUUGGCAAAGCCUUAGACUCAUUCAAGUCAUUGGCACCGGACACGCAGCAACAGAGCGACCAGGUAGAAGGGAUUUUAGAAAUUAUUGGAAACUGCCGGUUUACCUUGGAACACCUACAACACCUGGUUGACAAGUAUAUGGUCAUUCAAGAGGGGCAACCUCAAUCGCACCGAAAGGAGUGGCGAGCAGAGAUAUGGAGAAACUGGAAAAAGAUACGCUGGACCAGAGAAGGCGGCGACUUGGCCAGGCUUCAGCAUAAUCUCGGGGUUCAUGUCAAUAGCCUGAAUUUGGCAGUGGCGGUGAUGAAUAGGCAUCUCAUAUUGGCGUUUUUGGCUAAUGGUUCUAUCAUUGGGUUCUUGAAGUCUGCUGAUACUUUACACAGUGUCACCGAUGAGUAUGAUCGUGCGGUUAGAUGGGCUGCCGACGGUGUGGAAACUAUGGUUGUCCUCACGAGAAUCGUCGACGUUGGUCUCCCUGUUGCUGAGCAACGUCUCGCCAUCCUGUACGUCUCACUAUAUUGUAUGCCGCUGCGAAAACUGCUGAUAGAUAUCAGACGAUCUGUGGAACGCAAAAUCGAAUCUCUGGCGGUCUUUCCAUCUAUGAACCCAUACACUGGUCAUCCGGUAAAGUCGGUGGUGAACAUGAUCUGGCAUCUUACGUCGAAAGGUACAUGGUUAUAUCAGGAAUCUGCUGAAAUGAUUCUCCAACUCAUGUCCAAAGAUGAAAACCUUGGCGCCCGGGACGAUAGAGCUACAGAGUUAACUGUAACAGUGGAUCAGGAUACCGAUAUUAGUAUUGCAGAAGACAGUACAACUUUGACUAUCGCUAAGACAUCUUGCAACUUGGCAAAUGAGAGUGGGCAAGAAGAGCUUGUAGAGGCGGUGGAUGUUCAGAUGAUGCUCCUUGAUAGAGAUUCUACUAGCCCGCGAAGCUGCAAGCUAUCUACAUGGGCAACUACGAAAGUUGCAAGAAGGUGUGGUUUUGUUCAAGAUACAGCAAAUUCAGAGAAGCGAAACACUACUAUUCGAACUAAUGAUGUGGUCAGCCUGACGGACCCUUGCUUUCAUAGGGCGUUGGGUCAUUUGAUGGUAUACAACUACCACAUAUCUGAUGCAACCCUGAAGCUUGUUUCCAAUCUCGAACGGAAUGCAUAUCGCCUUCUUAUUUCGAACACAUCCAGGUCGACAUGUCUCAGUAUUGACGUGUCUGCUGAAUCAUUGAAAAAUAUGGAUAGGCAAAAUGACGCCUAUAUCCAGAUCGGAGGGCCAUGCCUGGUUGCAGAAACAGCCCGGAAUAGAGCCAACAUACAUCAGCAUAAUUCGGCCGCAACUCUGACCUGCGCCGAUCAAGAAACCCAGAGAGUGCUAGUCAUGAUGUUACAUUCAGCAGGGCGAGAUGUAAACGAGAAUAUGGUACCUAGCAUACCCGGCCACGGAUUCAGUGAGCUGGAAAUGUUUUCCGAGAUGAUGGAUGAUGCCUAA